AUGCUGCAUAUCUUUUAUAUUCUGGGGGAUUUUCCAGGAAUGUGUCACUUCAUCACUGGCAUUUAAAGUAUUUAUUUGCAUGACUUUGGAAGGGGAUAAAAAUACCUGUGAGGGUUAUUGUCAGCUCUUCCUCAUCCUCAGCUUAUUGGUCUCGGUAUGCUGAGAUGAAUUUUUUGUAUUUUUCUGAGUGGACCCGUUGCAGAACUGAAAGAGAGAUAAUGCACCCAUCUACUAAGGGCUAUACAGUCCCAAAAGACCUUGGAGGUUUUCCAUCAGGGAUGUGUCUCUGCGUGCUUGGGGGACAUUUUUAUUCCCAGAGGUAUUUGGGAUUUUGGCUAAUGCAGCCACAGUAGUACAACAGCAUAUUGCUUUAAUAAAGCCGGCCAGCUCCCAGCUAUUUCUGCAUCCUCCUUUACCGCUCACCUACAGCAACACGCAGAACCUGACGGCUGCCAGUUACAGCAAGGCCGGUUCCAGAGGCCAGAUCUCGCAGUCUAAAAUUGCCCUGCUCUAAAUAGAGGAGCCGGGCGAGAGAAGCACCAAGCCUGCGGCUUUCCCGGGGAGGAACCACAGUGCAGGCGCUACGUGACUUGCCCUGGACACCCAAGAAGCUCCUGUCAGCGCGCAGAGCUCCCACAUCCCGAGCCUGACCUCGUGUCGUGCACUCGUCCCGUGCAUGCGAGCGCCCUAGAACGCACUGCUUGUUUUUAUACCGUCUGUUCCAGAGAAAUCCAGCUGGUAGAGGAGCGCAGCGCCGUGAUUUAUUUGAGAACUCCCUCGUACUCGCCUGAAGGUCUCGCCGCCGGGGGAGGAGGGAGAGCGCGGGAGGCUGCGCUCCUCGACAGCUGCUCCGCGCCCGGCCCAGCACCCAGGUAGAGGGCGAGGAGGGGAGCGGGGAUUUCCUUGGCUUCCUCCCAUGCACAUACCUCCUGGGGAGCGGCAGCGGCAGCCCGACUCCCCUCGGCGGCCGCUGGGAGGCUCCGCGCCUCGCCCCGGCCUCCCGGGCGCCGCGUCCCCGGCCGCGCUCUCUGCCGGUGACACCCGCCUCCCGCCCCCGCGCCGCUCCGCGCCGCACGGAGGGGCCGCGGGCAGCUCCGGCACCGGCAGCGCCGACAGCCCGCCGGCAAACACCCGCCCGCCGGCGCGGGCAUGGAAUAUACAAAAACACAAAGGAAAAGUGGAUGCUGGACUGUUCUGGGGGCAAAAUGCUGGAAGUUUGUAAGUGCAACUCUCCGUUUGUAAUUACUGUCUGAAGAGGGGCUGGGUUGCUCGUUUGGGGUUUUUUUCCCUCUCCCCCUUCUCCCCCCUACUCCGUGCUUUUCUUGAAACUGUACUUGAAACUGUUCAAUAUCUGGGAGUAAAAGGGAAAGUACGCGAGAGGAGUUCUUUGCCUGUGUCCGUAGCUUGCUGCUUAAUACUAAGGGGGGAGAUGAGCACUGAAAGCAAUACGGAUUUAUCCAGUGGCUGAAUUAAGUGAAGGCGAAGCGUGGUUUGGAAGUCCACUGACUGACAUUGUUCCGGACUGGGGGAUCUGUCUCUCUGAUUUUUAGAGGAACUACAGUUUAGUGGCAGCCAGCCGGACACAGUCACCACGCCGCAGAGUGGCCAGCAACGAGCGGGCGAGAGAAACGAGAAAGCACAAAGACUGAACUAACACGACCCUCCUCCUCUUUCUCCUCCUUCCCCGGCUCUUUAUUUGCACAUUUACUAAAGACUUGAAAGAAAAAAAAAAAAAAAAAAAAAAAAAAAAAAAAAAAAGAGAGAGGGAGAGAGAGAAAUCCCAACAAACCCACUCCAGCUAACCUACGAGAUUUUCGGUCCGCCGGGGGUUUCUCCGCGCCGCCGACCACGGCAAUGCCUUAAAUUUUCACUUCAAGGAAUAACAACCCCCCGCUCCCCCGAAAUAAAAUAAACCCAAUAAACCUGCCAAGUCUCACUCAUUCCCGACGGAGAGCUCCUUCGUCCAGGGAUUCAUUUUGAAGGCAGCGGCUCGCUUUAUUUGGCUUUUUUUUUUUUUUUCCCCCCCCGUUCUCCUCCCGCGGCGGAGCCCCGCCGUCCCUCCCUCACCGGGCGCCCCUCGGCCGGGGCUGCCCGGCCCCGACCCCCGCCCCUCCCGCCGGCCGAUGCUGGCGCAGCCCUAGCGACCCCCUCCCGCCCCCCGAUCUGUCAACCCGCCGCGGGGCCGUCACCGCCCGGGGGCCGGGCGGGGGUGGGCUGGGGGCGCGGGGCUGACCGCCCUCCGCCCCGCCGCCAGCCCCCGGGCUCGGGCUCCCGCCGCUGCCCCCGCCUCCCCCCCCAUCCCCCCCGCCCUCCUCCAUGCGGCAGUGAGGACCGACCCAUCCGGAGGGCCAGGACCGGCAGCCAGCGAUGGGCGACACGGCUCCCCCCCAGGCCGCGGGGCUGGGGGCCGGGCUGCUGGGGGGGGGCCCGGCGGCGCCCCGGGUGCACAGCGCCAUCGUGGAGCGGCUGCGGGCCCGCAUCGCCGUCUGCCGCCAGCACCACCUCAGCUGCGAGGGGCGCUACGAGCGGGGCCGCGCCGAGAGCUCCGACCGCGAGCGGGAGAGCACCUUGCAGCUCCUCCACCUCGUGCAGCAGGGGCAGGGCGCCCGCAAGGCCGGCAAGCACCCCAAGGCGGCCGCCGCCCCCGCCGCCGCCGCUGCCGCCGGCGCGGCGCCCCCGGACUACCACCAGCACCUCCUCGGCAACGGCGGCAUCAACGGGGAGCAGCCGGCGGGGGAGCAGCGCGCCUCGGCGCUCCUGGCGCUUCAAGGCUCCUUGAAGAGAAAGUUGGUGGUAAAUCUGUCGCCUGUCAACAAGAGGCCCAAUGGUGUUUCAGAGAGUUCUUUCCUUGAUAUUAAGAGGAUAAGAGUGGGUGACAAUAUCCCAGUGGGACAAGGUGGACAACAUGUUAACAAUUGCCAAAGCCAGUCAAUGUCAGGAGCUAUGACUGUAGGGCAAGGAUCACAAAGAAAGGCCAGCAGCCUAGCAAACAAUACCCAUGCUAGUGGGAAUGAUAUGUUUAAUAUGACUUUGAAAGAGGUAAAGAAAGAACCAGGAGAAACAAUGUCCUGCAGCAAACACUUAGAUGGCCAGACAUCCCAUGAGAACAUGUUCCCUAACAGAUAUGGGGAAGACUCAUGGGACCAAAUGAUGGAUCUUGAACUUCAGGAACUGUUUAAUGAGCUGACUAACAUAUCGGUGCCACCAAUGAGUGAUGUUGAGCUAGAGAAUAUGAUAAAUGCCACGAUAAAACAAGAUGAGCCAUUCAACAUUGACCUUGGGCAGCAGAGCCAGAGGGGCCCUGUGAGAUCUCUGCAGAUGGAUAAGAUGGUGAUAAAAAGUGAGUAUGCAGCAGGCAUUAAUCAGGCUCCUGUGGGCUCCCCACAGAUGAGGCCUUCUUCUACAGGUCCAGCCUUCACUAUGGCUACCACUGCCAUGUCUGCCUCUUCACCCAUCCCCUCGGUGCCUCAAACACAGGUGUCGCAGGUUUCUUCUGCGUCCAGUCGGCCAUUGCCUAACUGGCAGGAGGUGUCUCAUGCACAGCAGCUCAAACAGAUCGCAGCCAAUCGGCAGCAGCAUGCCUUGAUUCAGCAGCAACAGCAGCAGCAGAACCAGACAGCCAACUGGUCCACUCUGUCUCCAUCAGGACCUUCCCCUGGACCCUUUGUGCAGGAGAAAAUCCCCAGUCCCUCUUUUCGCCAGCAGCAGUUCAGCCCACAAAGCUCAGCGAUGCUUGGGGUGCCAGUGAAUGGAAACCAGACAAAAGGGAUGAACAACUAUGUUUAUAAACCAACCACUCCCCAGAGCAAUCCCAUGGACAUAAUCAUGCAACAGAAGCCUCAGGACCUCAACAGAAACUUUAGUGCUCAGCCACCUCUAGAGCAGCAUCAUGGCAACACAAAGCCUUUGUUUCACUUUAACUCAGAGCAAACAAACCAGCAGAUGCCUUCGGUUUUGGGUUCCCAAAACAAGCCUGCCCUUCUGCACUACACCCAGCAGGCACAGGGUUCAGGUCCCGUGCAGCAGCCACAGCAACAGCAGCAACAACAGCCGCAGCCGCAAACUGCUCAGCCUCUCCCAAACCAGUCUCUCCAGAGGCCACCUAAUGUAACCCUAGCAAUGCAGCAAAAAAUGAUGCUUCAGAAAAUGCAGCAAAGCCAGCAAAUCUCAGGUUUGCAGUAUCCAGUCUCUCAGCAGCACAGACAGGAACAACAUUCUGUGGUAGGCCAGGGAGCUGGCCCCACUCCAAGCUCCAGUUCUUGCUCAAAUCCAAACACUGGAAGUGGUUACAUGAACUCAUCCCAGCAAUCAUUGUUGAAUCAGCAGCUGAUGGAAAAGAAACAGGCUCUGCAACGGCAAAUGAUGGAGCAAAAACAGCUCCUUCUACAGCAGCAGAUGUUGGCAGAAGCUGAGAAAAUAACUCCGCAAGACCAGCUGAACAGACACUUGACAAGACCACCACCAGAUUAUAAAGACCAAAGAAGGAAUGUGGUCAACAUGCAACAAGCAAACCAAUAUCCUGGUGGUUCACCAGCUGUGAGCAUGAGCUCCAACAACAUGUCCUUAUCCAACCCAAUUUCAACUCAUAGCAUUAUGCCCCAGAGCUCCAGCCUCAUGUCCACCCCUGCUGGAACCCGAAUGCCUUCUGUCCCUGCUGCUCGGAGUAUGGGCUGCUACGGGAACCUUCCUUGCAACCAACCAAGCACAUACAAUGUGACUUCAGGAAUGAACCAAAUGCAGCCACACAGAAACCAAAAUCAAGUUCUGCCCAGUCAGAAUAACCCCAUGGUGUCUCGACAGCAAACCAUGACACAGGGGAACAACGGGGCAGCUUUUGCGACGGGGUCAGUGGUCAACUCUCAGCAAAUAAGGCCAAGCUUGACCCAUGGAGCAACAGGUAUCCCUGCUCAACGGCCGGCCAAUGUGAUGAUCACGGCUACUGCCAAUGCCCAGAAUUGGGCCCCACAAGAGGCUGCAGUGAAGCAGCAGGAUGCACUGAAACCUGCAGGGGUCCGUUUCCCCACCGGCACUCCGUAUCCUAACCAGUCUUUGCAGCGCAGCGUAGGCAACCAGCAUUUUCCUCAGCGUGCAUUGGCACCUCCUAACCAGUUAACGGCAGGAGUCCAAAUGAGGCCCCCUCUAAACCAAAUGCACCAGACUCUAAAUGGACAAUCUGCUGGCUCACUACGAGGGCUCAGCAUAAGACCUAAUCAGCUGAGAGGACAGACUGUGCCUACCUUGAAUCAGCCAGGAACAAGUAUGACACCGCCGUCAUCUCUGCCAUCAACUGGUUUCACAAGUACCAACCAAACCUCCCGGGCUUACCAAGGAAGUGACCAUGGUAAUGACCUAGCGUUUGACUUUCUGAACCAGCAAGGUGACAGUAUAGGACCUGCGCUCAACAGUGACUCAGAUUUUAUAGACUCUUUACUGAAAACAGAACCUGGUAAUGAUGACUGGAUGAAAGACAUCAACCUCGAUGAAAUUUUAGGGAACCACUCGUAAGUGACAGUACCAAGAGGGAACCAGAUGAAGAGGCAGCAAGGACAUUAGCUUUUUCUUUAGAUGCCAACAACCUGCUUCAUUAACUUACACUCCAGUAACUGGGCUGUCCUUUAAAAUACAACAUAGAGCAACUGCCCUGUUUGAAGAGUAGCUCUAGGAACAAACUGAAGAGACAGUGUAAGUGAUAUUCCUGCCUGCCACAAAGGAGUGAAAGCAUGUGAAGGGUCUGGUCCCCACACCUGUGCCCAGCCCAUUGCAAACUCAUUGGUUCUUCUCAGAGGGGCUCCGGGAAAAAAAUGUGUUUAUCUUCCCAUACAUGGAAGCACCAGACAGUGGUAUAAGCUGUGGAACAUCAUUUCUCUGAGUGCAAGUAAGUCCCUAAGAGAUCCACAGCUCUUCAGUCAUCAUGUUCACAGCCCUUAACUUCCUUGGGACUGCUCAGCCCUGACAGCAUCAAGCCCUGUGUGACUCUUACGGCGUUACAAAAACUGUUUACUUCUGCACAGUACAAACUUACAUUUACUUUCCCAAAAGCAAACAUUUUUUAUAAACAAAAUGUUAUAAAAUGAUUUUGUUAUAAACCCUGUACCUUUUGUAGCACACAGCAGGGUAAGUGGUCUCAUCCAAGGGAAGAAGGAAACAGAUCAUCCAGUGUGUUACUUGGUGUCCUCUAGCAUUUUUGUUCUCCCUUUCAUCAGUGUUUGCAGUGAAUAUUAGAGGAUGCUGCUCUCCUGCCAGCAGCACAGUCAUUCUGGGCAUUGAGGGAAACAUGAGAUGAACUACUACCAAAGCUCAGGAUCCUCACUUUGCCACCUUGCCCUUCCCCAGGGACUCCAGUGACUUAAUAGAAACUUGAGUGAGAGGAUGCUCAUGAUUUGUCCCUGACUACUCUCUCAGUCCAGCUUAGAGGAGGGCAAAUACCUAAAGUCGUUCAGCUAAGCCACUGUCCUUGUUUUCAUCUCAAAUCAUGGCGAGUAUCAAUCAGGUAGUUCAGCCCAAUCUUCUCUCAAACAGGUUUAGCCCAGACAAAAUGCCAACAUCUACCUGCCUGGGGAGAAGCUGCCAUUUUGAUUGCACAGCAUUUUGGUUCCAUCUUGUUUUCUCCUUCGCCAUAGUGGGGGAAUUGAAAGAGUUCUGGUGAUAGCUCAGGUCCCCACAGCCUCUCUCUGGAGUACAAGAGGCUCUGCCCCUGAAACUAGUAUGCACAUCAAUUAUAACUCACAGCAGGAAGCUCCAUCAGCCACAUCUGUGCUUGUACAUGAAACAGAUCUGGGGAUUAUUUCUGGGCACUGGACUCAAUCAUCUGUUAUGAGCUUGGGAAUGGACCAGCUAAUAUUGCCCUGAGCAAUUUCUGUGUAUCACUAGGAAGAUAUACUGGGGCAAGGACCAUUCCCAUGAGCAGUUUGCAUCCACCUUGCCUUGAAGGCUAACAGAGCAGAGCAGCAAGGGCACAGGCUGUCCCACACCUGCCAGGAAAUAGUCUUGACUAUAUAAAAAUUUUUGCUAUAGACUUGGUCAGUAAUGGCAUCAGAAGGAUAUGCUAUGUCAUUAUAAAGCAGCUGCACAGUGAUUCAGACAGCAUUCAUGGAUGAGAACAGACCUUGCAAUUCAAAUGAAAAUGCUGCUCUUCCAAAUGAUGCAGUGCAAUGUGUUUCACAGCCUCCUCUGAAUUACCUAAAGCUAGAUGUGGCAAAGGAAUACAAUGCCUAUGUUCCCAUGCCUUGGUGCUAAGAGGCAUUGUUCAGCCCAUGCAAGUGCUUUAUUCAUCCUUGUUAGUGGCAGUGGGAUGAGUAGACUAUUUGACAAUAGCCUCUGCACUUAUCUGACCUACUUCUUGUGAGAGGUUUUAAUAAGGCUUUUCCAGUUAUUUCACCCUGUCAUUUCAAAUGGGCACAAUUUUUCAGGAUGUUUCAAGAAGCUUUGUCGCACAAACGACCACAAGCACCUCCACAAAAGGUGUAACAUGGGCAUUUAGUUAGAUAUGCCAGUUGAGGCUGUUCAUUCCCAGAGAAAUAAGAGGGAUAAGAAAGCCUGCUGAAGAGUCCCUUCUGCCAACCCAGCUAGUGAUCAUUGCACACCUCUGCAUUGUGUAAUGGUGAUGCAGUGGUGACUCAGCUGCCCAGAAAGCUUCCUCUUCUCCCCAGUUUUGGUUGGGGUGCAUGUGGUCUCUUUGAUAUGUCAGUACAAGUUUUGCCAAGUCUUUGAAGAGCUCUUCAGUUCAGGCCACUGGGGUCCCACCUAAGCUUGGAGAGAUACAGACACGAUAUAACAAAUGUGUCCCAUAUAAAUUGUGCAAAACUAGACUGAAGUAGUAGCUGCACGAGUUUGAAGUUAAAGGAAGGUUGGCUUCUCUGCCUCACACACUCCCUGUCCAUGAGCAGGUCAGCAGUGAGUGCCAGCGCACUGGUAGGGACAGACAACUGCGAUGGAUGCCACUGAGGCCAAGGCUGAGUUAAUAUCACCAUAAGCAAUGGGCACUGUAGUCUGGUAACUUCAACUACCCUCACAUGCCAUUGAAAAAGCCACCACUGGUUUCUGUAUUAGGGCCAGACUAAUUUCCAUGUCCUCAAAUAAUGUAAAAAAAUUGUUCAGCUGAGGAGCUGGUCCCAAGGAGUCAGGAGUUGGACCCAAUGAUUCUCAUGGGUCCCUUCCAACUCAGGAUAUUCUAUGAUUCUAUGGUUCUAUGAUAUCAUGCAGUGGUGGACUCAAUGCUGAGUGUUGUCCUGUUGGCCUCAGCCUGGAGUGUGAAAGACACUCGGCUGUGAGUGCCAUCCCUGGAAGCAAAAUUACAUCCUGUCUUGAGUAAAUUCAAAAAGGUAGAGGCCAUUUCCAGUCCUGUAUAUAUUUGCCUGAUGCAUUUGAAAUGCGAGCUUGUGAAAGACUCUUGCAACCAAAACUUGAAUCCAGUAUCAUUUCUUCAGAACACUUGCAUCUGAAUGGAGCUAGUGUCUUUUUUUUUCCUUUGUUUGCAAUGGCUAAGUGCACUACCUUUAAAGUCUAUUUUUCAUCACUGACUGGGCACUCUUCACAGUAUUGGGUUGUAAAUAUAAAGAAUUAUUUGUUUUGUAAACUUUUGUAAAAACAACAACAAAAAGUAAUAAUAUUUUGGUAGGAAUAAUAAAAAUCAUAUUAUUUGGGUUAUAUUUAUACAUAUGUGAAAUAAAUAUACUAUCAAAAAGUUGUAUUUUAUACAAAAAGUCAACUGUUACCUUUUGUAUUCUAUAUACAAAGUUUUGUAUGAUAUGAUUGUUUAUUUUUAUCUGCAGAUUUCAACUUUGGGUUUUGGGGGAGGGCAGAACGGGAUCAUGGUUAAAUAGCUGGGUCUGACCCCAAGCUCACUGAAACCAAUGGAGUUUUUCCAUUGCCUUCACAGGGCUUUGAAUCAAGCCUUUAAAUCACCUUCAGAUAUGUUUCAUGUCUGAAGCUCUCUGGAAACCUCAGUAUGAAAACAUUCCAGGUUUCAAAUUUUUUCCCCGAAAAAGACUUUUAUUAUUAUAAUUAUUGUUAUUAUUGUUAUUUCAGCUGUUGGGAGGCAGGUGGGAUCUAUGUAACUGUCAUGUCCUUGUUGCAUGUAUGUCUGCUUUAUAUUUUCCCCAUAUUAUAAACCAGUGUUUCUCUAUACAGACUGAAAAGAAAAGUUGCUGUACAGAAAUGUUCGUGUUUAUGCAUUUUUACAUGUGGCUGUAUAUACCUCCUAGUACUAUGCAGUGACACUUAUUUGACUCCAUUUAUUUUUCACCUAAACAUGAAUAGUAUGUUUUUCAGUAGCUAUCAAAACUCUGCCAAGUAAAUCAAUCAAAAUUA
Taeniopygia guttata (zebra finch) is the source of this 9309-nucleotide messenger RNA. RefSeq names its product mastermind like transcriptional coactivator 2 (gene MAML2). Gene Ontology annotation, molecular function: transcription coactivator activity. Gene Ontology annotation, biological process: positive regulation of transcription of Notch receptor target; Notch signaling pathway. The record is from RefSeq and is a predicted model, not a curated record. Lineage: Eukaryota; Metazoa; Chordata; Aves; Passeriformes; Estrildidae. Gene Ontology annotation, cellular component: nucleoplasm; nuclear speck.